Molecule: messenger RNA, 1225 nt
Organism: Aricia agestis (brown argus)
Lineage: Eukaryota; Metazoa; Arthropoda; Insecta; Lepidoptera; Lycaenidae
Product: dimethyladenosine transferase 1, mitochondrial-like
Exons: 1
Coding region: 150-1166 (338 amino acids)
Biological process (GO): transcription initiation at mitochondrial promoter; rRNA methylation
Cellular component (GO): mitochondrial matrix
Molecular function (GO): mitochondrial transcription factor activity; rRNA (adenine-N6,N6-)-dimethyltransferase activity
Source: RefSeq, a predicted model, not a curated record
CAAAAGUUGCAAAACAUUUCUCGUAGGAACAGAAUAACUGGUCUAGCGAUCGGCGCUGGAGUGUUUAGUAUUUACAUGUACUCUAUCUUGGCUGUAAAGCAGGAGACAUUCUUGGACGACUUCGACGAGCCAGCAAAAAUACAGCAAUAAUGGCUGCGGCACACAAAAUUUCACAAAUAAGAUUGCCUCCUCUGCCGAGCAUUAAGGAUGUUAUAAAACUGUACAAACUGCGCGCUUUGCGGGAACUCUCUCAAAAUUUUCUUAUGGAACCCCGAUUGCUGGAUAAAAUAGUUCGAGCGGCGGGACACAUCGAGAACCAUGUGGUCUGUGAGGUGGGUCCGGGCCCCGGGGGCAUUACCCGGUCUAUCAUCAAACAAGCCCCCCGCAAACUCGUGCUAGUGGAGAAAGACCCACGUUUUAUACCCUCCUUAGAGCUGCUGGCGGACGCUUGCAAAGACAGAGUUGAUGUCGACAUCAUAACAGGAGAUAUACUCAAAACAGACUUGGCUCAUUUUAUUCCAUCAGAUACUAAGACUGAUUGGUCUGAUCCACCACCACCAAUCAACCUCAUAGGAAAUCUGCCGUUCAGCGUAUCAACUAUACUAAUAAUAAGGUGGCUGGAGAAAAUUUCCAGACAAGAGGGUCCAUGGGCACUCGGACGGGCUCGGAUGACUUUAACAUUUCAAAAGGAGGUUGCAGAAAGAAUGUGUGCUCCGAUGUUGGACAAGCAGAGAUGCAGACUGUCCGUCAUGUGUCAAAACUGGUGUCGGGUUAAUUAUAAGUUUGAUAUACCAGGAGCAGCCUUCCUUCCCAAGCCAGAAGUAGAUGUUGGAGUUGUUACAUUAACUCCAUUGAAGAAACCAGUCAUAGACUUACCAUUUAAGCUCGUAGAGAAAGUUAUUCGGCAAAUAUUUUCGAUGAGGCAAAAGUAUUCUAUUCGAGGAGCACAAACAUUAUUCCCACAAGAAGUAAGACAGGAAAUGGCUUUAAAAAUGUACAAAUUGGCGGAAAUAGAUCCUGUUACUAGACCUUUCCAAAUUGCUAAUUCAGAGUUUAGGCGGUUGUGUGAGGCUUACAAUGAAAUAAUUAAACAGUAUCCCGAGUUUGAAAACUAUGAUUAUAGAGCACCAAAAAACAAAGGAGUUGAAAUUGAAAACACUAUUUAAAAAUAUUAUUUUACUGUAUAUAUUAGUUAAAUUAGUAUCAAUAAAACACAAUUACACAC